CCGGCGAGUAAAGUAAAUAAUUAAUGUGUUACGAUUAACAAAUAAUAAAACAAAGAUAAUGGAUAAGUCAGCUUUUUGAUUAAGUAUUCAGUUAUGUAAUGUAUUCUCCUAGUCAACUCCCGGCGAUCGUUCAACAUUCAGUCUUCAUCGCGUCGUCAAAUCGUGUGUUUAGUUUCUUCAAGAUAAAUUAUAAUUAACUACUUUGAAAAAUGACUCCAACUAAUGGCGAAGGCGCGGAGCCGCCACAUAUCGUGGUACUGGACGGGGGGUUCUCGACACAACUGUCUUGUCACGUCGGGCACGUUAUCGACGGAGACCCGCUGUGGAGUGCUCGCUUCCUCUACACGCACCCGGAAGAAGUCGUUAACACCCACCUCGACUUUUUAAGAGCGGGAGCAGACCUAAUAAUAACGAACACUUACCAGGCAUCGGUCGAGGGAUUCGUAGAGCACCUGGGCAUUACGGCAGAAGAGUCGUUCGAGCUGAUCGUGCGAGCCGUGGAGCUCGCCAAGCGCGCCCGCUCUGCGUACCUGGAGGAGUACCAGGACUACUUACAGAACGGCAAAAUGACAAGUGGCUAUUUAAAAGAUCGUAUCCCGCUGAUCGUGGGUUCGGUUGGGCCGUAUGGCGCUCACCUGCAUGAUGGCUCGGAAUACGAUGGCAGCUACGCAGACACUACACUGUUGAGGGAUCCUUACCCUUAUUUUUUCGACAAUCAAAGCAUAGCUCACGGUGAAAGCUUUCAAAAGGUAGCCAAGAAAUGUUGGGAAACGAACCCUGACCAGCUAGUUGCCGUGGGAGUGAACUGCUGCGCGCCAUCCUUUGUGUCGAACCUCGUGAAAGGCUUCAACGACGACCGGCCACACGACCCCAUUCCGCUUAUCGUUUACCCCAAUUCGGGCGAAAAAUACAACCCUCAAAUAGGUUGGAUAGAUCGGGACAAGUGCGAAGCGGUGGAAGUUUUCGUGCAAGAGUGGCUGGAGCUGGGUGUGCGAUAUGUCGGCGGUUGUUGUCGCACGUACGCCGCUGAUGUCUCCCGCAUACGCAACCAGGUUCACUGCUGGCGCGACCGGUGGCGCUUCCAGGCGAAAUACCCCUACGCACAGAAUAACAAUGCUGAGUAAACAGCUCUAACGGUUCAUAGUUCCUUGGUGGUUAAUUACAAAACAUUGCUCAUGUAUUUUCUAUUAACACUUAUGUAAAUCGUAUGUGAACAGAAAACGUGACACCAAUUUUCAUCAGUUUCGUAGUCACUGAUAUUUUCAGAUCAGAUCACUACUCUUUUAACCCUGUUAUUAAAUACAUGAUUAACAACCGAACUGGUGACCUUGACUUGAUACACACCUCGAAUAUUGGACAUAAGUAGCUACAUACAGUUGUAACAAACCACCCUGAACCCUGAUUGACUUUGACUACGUAUAAUUGUUAUUUUAAAAUAAAAAUAUAUGUGCCAUCAUGAUAACUUUAAGUAAUUUACAGAUGUACCUAUGUAUACUUAUUAUUGAAAAUAUAGAAAAAUAAAUAUUUUUAUGCAACA
Spodoptera littoralis (African cotton leafworm) is the source of this 1537-nucleotide messenger RNA. The record is from the annotation of a GenBank genome assembly. NCBI's taxonomy places the organism in Eukaryota, Metazoa, Arthropoda, Insecta, Lepidoptera, Noctuidae.